Cuculus canorus (common cuckoo) is the source of this 1576-nucleotide messenger RNA. It is a transcript of the gene REXO2, whose product is annotated as RNA exonuclease 2. Lineage: Eukaryota; Metazoa; Chordata; Aves; Cuculiformes; Cuculidae. Gene Ontology annotation, molecular function: 3'-5'-RNA exonuclease activity; nucleic acid binding. Gene Ontology annotation, cellular component: mitochondrion. The transcript has 7 exons. The coding region runs from base 40 to 738 and encodes 232 amino acids. The record is from RefSeq and is a predicted model, not a curated record.
AGCUGUAGUGCCGCGGCAGCGCUUUGCGGCCUGGCGGCGAUGCUGGGCGGCAGCCGCGCUGGGCUGGGCCGCCUGCGGGGCUGCGGCGGGCGGCUGUGGCGGGGCCGGCGGCGGGUGGCGGCCAUGGCGGGCGGCGGGAUGGGGCAGCGCAUGGUCUGGGUGGACCUAGAGAUGACGGGCCUGGACGUGGAGAAGGACCAGAUCCUGGAGAUGGCGUGUCUCAUCACCGACUGCGACCUCAACGUGCUGGCUGAGGGUCCUAACCUGAUUAUCAAUCAGCCGGACGAGCUGCUGGAUAGCAUGUCCGAGUGGUGCAAGGAGCAUCAUGGCAAGUCUGGCCUUACGAAGGCUGUGAAGGAGAGUAAAAUCUCACUGCAGCAAGCGGAGUAUGAGUUCCUGUCCUUUGUGCGGCAACAGACACCCCCGGGGCUCUGUCCUCUCGCAGGUAACUCUGUUCACGCAGAUAAGAAGUUCCUUGACAAAUACAUGCCUCAGUUCAUGAGGCACCUCCAUUACCGGAUCAUCGACGUCAGCACUGUCAAAGAACUUUGCAGACGCUGGUAUCCGGAAGAAUACGAGUUUGCACCGAAGAAGGCGGCUUCUCACAGAGCGCUCGAUGACAUCAGGGAAAGCAUCAAAGAGCUCCAGUUCUACAGAGACAGCAUCUUCAAGAGGAAAACGGAUGAGAAGAAAAGGAAACUAAUAGAGAAUGGAGAGAGUGAUAAAGCUGCCAGUUGAUUCCUUGUCCUGCCACGCCAUCCUGUGGCACGUCCUGGAUGCGUCUCCUGUUCUUUUCUGUUUGCCAGUCUCUCCUGAAGCCACACCCUUCAGUUUCCUUGUUUCUUAACAGCUGUUAGAACACAGAUGGAAGCUCGAGUUUCUGCUUCUUUUCUGUCUCAAGCCGCUGCAGCGUCUUUGCACGUAGCAGAUAAAGCGCUGUUCAAUACUCCUCUUCAUCCAGUUUUAGACACCGUCUUUCACUACACAAUAAAACCAGUUCUGUUGAGAGGUUGUACAGCCUGUCCGUGUAAUUGAAUCGUUCCGGGUCUGCAUCCCAGCACUGGGAUUCACCUCAACGCAGCAGCUUCCAAGAAGGCACUGCGGAGCUUUUAGAAUGUAGACUUCUCGUUAAAGCAAAUCUUGGUGGGGCAGGGUCUGAAGCACUGAGCAGAUCUCAGGGUGCUGGCACAACACGAUGCACGGGGAGCCUGUGCACCCUUCACCUGGUUGCAGGGUAAGAGCAGAGAACAAACAGAUCAAACCAACCCCAAACGGUCCUGAUUCCCGCAGGGGAAGGUCCACGUGAUGUUGUCAGCGCUCUCCCUUUGCUGCUGGAGUUUUGCCUCUUGACUACUGCUCCAGUCUGACCUCCUCAGAUGUCCCAGAGAGAAGAGCUACCACUCUAAAAAGCGAAGGAUCAAAAAGAGCACAUGGGGUGUACAUCUCCCUAGUUCAUUUUUAUUAUGGGUAUCAAUAACAAUGAACCGCCAAGGCUUCUCAGUUGUUAUUAUUUGAAUGCCUGCUCUUCUAACCAUGGGAGCAACUGGUUCUAGAGAGAGGCCGUCACAAUCACUAA